UACACUUUACAGUACAGUACAUGUAUACAGUACAACCCGGAAGUUAACGAGGAAGAACAAAACAAGGAAGAGAUAAUGAAUUUUGUAGCUCUUCUCUAGAACCUUUGUGCUGACUGCACCAUGACUACUUUUCACGAAAACGUCAAGAACAUUUUGGCAGAUGUGGAGAAGUUCCUCAACGAGACGUUGAAGAAGGAGAAGCUGGGGAAGAAGAGUCAGGAACACCGGCAGCAGAUCCUUGAGAGACUGACCUACCUGUAUGAGGAACACCCACAGUUGGCCCCCACCAAGGGGCAGGACUCACUAUCAGUGGCUGAUGAAUCAUCAAUGACCGGUGGCAGUAAUAAAUCAGAUGAGAGUGAAGACACUGCAAACUAUAUAGAUGCUGGUGUCAGCCUGAUAGCAGCAAGUGACAUUAAGGAUCCACUGUUUGCUGGCCUCUUGGACAAGAAACAGAGGAAGGGAGCCGGUCUGCUGGGCCCGAAGUUACAGCAGCGUUUCUGUGUGAUACACAAGGGAGUAUUCUACUACUAUGAGAAACAGAAGGACAAGAAACAAUGUGGAUCAUUCAAGCUUGAAGGUUACAAGUUUCGGAAUGCCCCGGACAUUACCACAAAGAAGAACCAGAAGGAGUUAUGUUUCGAGAUCUACAGCGACGAUGACACCAAAAGGGUUUAUCAGUUCAUUGCGAAAAACAAGGAGGACUUUGAUUCCGUGGAACAGUUUGUUGGCAGUGGUGGAUAUGAGUUGAUAGAGGAGGACAUUUAUGAAGAGGUUGGUGCAGACCAGCCCCUUCCCCGAACCCCAGUCCAGUCACUGCCCCCACCCCCACCCCCAUCAGUGACUAUGACAGGGCCUGUGGCGGGACCAGAAGAGGAUUAUGUAGAGGAUGUUGCCAUCAUGCCCCCACCCCCACCCCUCACGGAGGAGUCAGAGAGAGGUCCAGAACCACCACGUCCCCCACCACUUAGCACUCUUCGGGCCCCACCCCCUAUGCCUCCCUCAGUUCCACCUCCACCCUCACCUAAAAGUCCACACAAAGUGCCGAAUACACCAGUGGAACCAAUACAGGACGAGAUUUAUGACGAAGCAAUAAGCAAAACAGAAGAAGCACCGCCUGUCAUACCAGGUAGGCAAGAUGGAAAAGUCAGGCAUAUCCGAAACAUGCCUCUCCCCCCACCUCCCACAGUGAAAACCAAAAUCAAUGUGAACAUCAUCUGCGAUCCACGAGAAGACUUCGAGAAUAUAUACUUUGGAAAAUGGGACUGCAGCAGUGAGACAGGAAGUGAGCUGAGUUUCAAGAAGGGAGAUAUGAUCUACAUUAUAAGCCGCCAGUUUGACGAGAAGUCAUGGUGGAUUGGGGAACACAAUGGCAAAUAUGGACUUGUACCCAAAACCUUCCUGGCACCUGCUUACACGCCAGUUGAGCAGUGAAUUGAACAGCAUUCUUUUGUUUUAAAAGAAAACAAAAAGUGUCUCUUUAAAAAUAAUUAAAUAGAACUAUUGCUUUAUAUUAAUAUGGCACGGUACAAUGGUUAAAAAAAACAAAAACAGAUUAAAAAAAAAUACCCAUAAAUAAAAUAUUAUUUUCUUGUUUUAUAGAAAAAGAAUGGCCAAUUACUUAUCACAACAUGUGUGUGUUUUUGCUAUCAUUAAACAGUGUAUUAAAAUUCAGUUUGGUCAGGCAAGUCUCAUGCUAUGUAAAAUUAACACAUCUAAAAGUGAAAUAUAUUUAUUUACUCAACUUGUAUGCAUUAAAUGCUUUGAACAAUUAUGCAUAAAGUGGUGCCAUAAAGUUAUGUCUAUUAGAAAUAAUGUAUCUCAUAUAAUUAUGAUUUAAGCAAAAAAUGCCUUUUACUCCAAGUUGGGCCUUGUAUGAAAAUUUGAUCAAAUAUUAUAAAUGUACGAUUAUGCAUUUUUGUUAAGUCUCAAGAUAUUAUAACUUCUGUGCUUAGAUUAACAUGUUUAAAUGUGCAAUAAACUACAUGUAUAAUAG
Messenger RNA from Mya arenaria, 1996 nucleotides. RefSeq names its product src kinase-associated phosphoprotein 2-like. The coding region runs from base 121 to 1434 and encodes 437 amino acids. Lineage: Eukaryota; Metazoa; Mollusca; Bivalvia; Myida; Myidae. The transcript is spliced from 8 exons. Gene Ontology annotation, molecular function: protein binding. The record is from RefSeq and is a predicted model, not a curated record. Gene Ontology annotation, cellular component: plasma membrane; cytoplasm.